GACGCUGAAAAAAUCGAGUUUUUGUCAAAAAAUCAGUGAAAAUUUAAAACAAAUCGUCAUGAAAGUGCCAAAAAAGGUAAAAACGGUGAAAUGGUUGUUAUUUUAAGUAGAAAUUUGAUCCACUGUGGAAGAUACGACGUGUGCGACUUUGGACUGAAGAUGCCCCAAAAACUGGAAAUCUGGAUAAUGGCAAUCCAUUUUGCACGUCAUUAUCGGCCCCCCAUUACCGACGCUUUCGCUUUCAAAGCGCAUUAGUUCCUCGUAGAAACUAAUCAAGUAAUGUGCUGGAAUCAUCUCAAGCGAGAUAAGCAAAGCAAUAAAAUCAGGCAUUAACAACGCUCGCAGUGACGAAGUCAAUGCAAAUUAAAAAAUAGUGUCUUAAAGUGUGCAGUGUUUUCAAAUUUGAGCGCGACCUCCCCUCACCGGUGGAACGGUCCAACACAUCCACACGAUUCCAUAGCGUCUUUUCCUCGCGUCAGUCGCGUAAAGUCGUCCUAAACGAAAGCUUGUGUGCGUUUGUUCGAAUCUUCGUUGGGAUUUUCUCGCGGAAACUUGCACAAACCCGCUGUGACUCUCACCCCGUGUGCCAUACGGACACUCACCCGUGCCUCUCCUCCGGGAAAAUCGGUUUUCCACACCGGAAUUGAGUGUUUUCUGGUUUGGUAAAGUGAAGCGUGGCUUGGACUCGUGUAUUGUUGGCUGCCUAUCAUGAGUAUGAGCGUUUGCGAAAACGUCAAAAUGAGCUACAAAUUCAUGGGGCGCAAGAGCCCCAUCGCUAAAGUGAAACGCAGUCUCUUCGGGAAGGUCGACCCCGAGGACAACAAGGCCUUCAUCCAGAAUCACCUCAACUACGACAUGUCCAAGAAUUGCGCCAAAUGGAACUUCAAUUUCCGCGAAGAGACUACGCUGGACCCCGAGGGUGACAUUAUUUGGCGUUCUGCCAGUCCGGUGAUCGUCAACCGCAAACGCAAAAUCGUGGAAAUUGUCGAAGCUCCCGCUUACUACUUCCAGCCCAUUGAACCAGCCGCCCGUUCGACAGAAAGCCCCAAAAUCAAGGUCCCGAAACAGACACAAAUCACCGAUUACAUGGUCAAGUCCAAACGGCAAGUGGUGUGCAAGAAGGAUACUGCGGUCGAAAGGCCGAUAAAAAUACCGAAAUUGGAUUUCUGUUCAAGUUAAAACGAUUCUGUCUAAAACCCACUUCUCUUUACAAAUUUUCGAUCUCUAAAUUAUUUAAGUACAAGUUGUUGAAAAAAAUUAUCUUAGAUUGUACAGUGAAUUAUUAUUUUUUGUUUGUAUUUAUUUUGUAAAGUUGGUUUUCUUUCUUUUGAUCUCGAAAAUAUUUGGUUUUGUUGGUGGUUUUUCCGCGAGUUGGAGGCUCAGCAUGAUACGUAAUUAAGGGUGAAGGCGUUUAUAAAGGUUUUUCUGCACUAUCCAUAUAUUAUUUUUCUUCUUCAUCGUGUGUACAUAGAUGUGUUUAAAGGCUAUUGUGUUAAAGGAAAUUGUGUACAAUUAAAUUAACAAGAAUCUUGCGUUUUUGUUGGUCUAUUUGUACUUACGAUACGGGUUAUUUAGUCAAUAAACUAGUGCAAUUUUUCUUUUACUUUGUUGACUAAAUAUAGAUCGUGAACUGAUAUGUAGAUAGUGCUGUAAAGAAAUUUUAUAAAUUGUUGGUUGGUUUGACCGAUCAAGUGUGUGUAAAAAGAACGAUUUUAUCGGCACAGGGGAAGUUGGGAAUAAGUUUUUCUAACUUUUGUUCAUAAGUACUAUCAAUUGGAAUGAGUAACUGUAAUCCAAAGAAAAAAUUAAGUACAAAGUAUUUUUGGCAAUUUUUUAAUGCAGAAUAUUCAUUUUGUGGCAGCUUUGCCUGUUUGUCAAUAAAAAUAAGAAAUAGGAUUCAGGUGUCCGAAGCAGUACUUGAUUUUUUGCUUUUAUCAUUCAGGGGGAAGCGAUUUUGAGACAAACUAGAGUUGCAAGAUCUCAAUUCUGCUUUUGUUUGUAAAAGAUUUUGAGAUAUUAAAAAUAGAUGUAAUUUAUAACACCUGUGAUCUAUUAAUGUAUGAUCUCAAAAAAUAUUUUUUAUUUAAAUAUUAUAUAAUUUUUAGCCAAAUAAUGUUCGGUUGAGGGUGUAGUUGUAAUAAAAAUAGUGCCUUCGUUGUCUUAUCACAGAAAGUAACCUCAGCCCAACAGUGUUUGGAAUACUGUAGUUUAAAAAUAGUUUGUAUGUAAAGCUGUUGAAAACAUCAAAGUAUAUAAGGAGCCCUUGAAAUAAAGCUUCUAUUUGUUAGUGUA
Molecule: messenger RNA, 2292 nt
Organism: Tribolium castaneum (red flour beetle)
Lineage: Eukaryota; Metazoa; Arthropoda; Insecta; Coleoptera; Tenebrionidae
Exons: 3
Coding region: 709-1179 (156 amino acids)
Biological process (GO): regulation of cell cycle
Cellular component (GO): nucleus
Molecular function (GO): cyclin-dependent protein serine/threonine kinase inhibitor activity
Source: RefSeq, a predicted model, not a curated record